This is a messenger RNA of Dryobates pubescens (Downy woodpecker), 906 nucleotides long. It is a transcript of the gene TNFAIP6, whose product is annotated as TNF alpha induced protein 6. The record is from RefSeq and is a predicted model, not a curated record. Gene Ontology annotation, molecular function: hyaluronic acid binding. Gene Ontology annotation, biological process: negative regulation of inflammatory response; cell adhesion. The transcript has 6 exons. Lineage: Eukaryota; Metazoa; Chordata; Aves; Piciformes; Picidae. Bases 72 to 899 code for a protein of 275 amino acids.
CUAGGAUCUAGCCAGCUGCUAGCAGAACUUACCCUGAGUGGUUUUUCCCAGCCCUAAUACACUGGGAAGAGAUGAUUGCCCUCCUCUUCUUCUGUGCCCUGCUGUGGGAGAAGGCUGGAGCAUGGGGCUUCAAGGACGGAGUGCUGCAUAACUCGAUUUGGUUAGAACGAGCAGCUGGAGUGUACCACAGGGAGUCGCGCUCGGGCAAGUACCAGCUCACCUACGUCGAGGCAAAAGCCGUCUGCGAGUACGAGGGAGGACACCUGGCCACCUACCAGCAGCUGGAGGCAGCCAGGAAAAUAGGUUUCCAUGUGUGUGCUGCUGGCUGGAUGGCAAAGGGCAGAGUUGGUUAUCCCAUCGUGAAAGCCGGAGCCAACUGCGGCUUUGGGAGAACCGGGAUCGUCGACUACGGCAUUCGCCUCAACAGGAGCGAGCGGUGGGAUGCCUACUGCUACAACCCCCACGGGAAAGAAUGCGGUGGAGUCUUCACGGAUUCCAAACACACCUUUAAGUCCCCAGGCUACCCAAAUGAGUAUGAGAAUGACCAGAUUUGCUACUGGCAUAUCAGGGUGAAGUAUGGCCAGCGCAUUCACCUGCAGUUCCUGGAGUUUGAUGUGGAGGAGGACACUGCUUGCCUGGCUGAUUUCCUGGAGAUCUAUGACAGCUAUGACGAUGUCAACGGCUUCGUGGGCAGGUUCUGUGGAGAUGAGCUGCCAGAUGACAUCAUCAGCACAGGCAAUGUUAUGACCUUGAAGUUUUUGACAGAUGCCUCCGUGACUGCUGGUGGGUUUCAGAUCAGAUACACGACCAUGGACAUACCCUCCAAGACAAGUGAUGGGAAGAACACAACAGCCCAAGGGAAAAACAACUUCUUAUCUGGGAAGUUUGGUAUUAUGUGAGCAGAGG